Molecule: messenger RNA, 1104 nt
Organism: Nematocida ausubeli
Lineage: Eukaryota; Fungi; Microsporidia
Exons: 1
Coding region: 1-1104 (367 amino acids)
Source: RefSeq, a predicted model, not a curated record
AUGGGACAAGCCAAAGAAAAAGAAAAUAUUCCAUACGGGGAGAAGAAUAAUGAAUAUACUGGGAUGACAAUAGAUGAGAAAAGUGAGUAUCUUGAGGGGAAACUUGACAUUCUUAAAAGAAACACUGCAGAGAAAGAAAGAAGAUGGGCCAGAGAGUGCGAAGAAAUAAAGAAAGAGAGAAUUGAAAUGGGAAGUAGAAUAGAAGAGAUGAAAAAAGAAAUAAAAAGACUAAAAGAAGAACUAAGAGAGGAGAAGGCAGAGACAAAAAUGAUAAAAAGAAUAAAGAGUGAAAGUGCAUUAGUGCCUGGGUAUACGCAGUCCACUCAGUGCAGUACUGCAAUUCCCACUCAAAUUACAGUGGAGAAUUCCUGCUCUAUUAAGAAUCUGAAUGGAAAUACUGCCAUGAAACAGACAAUAUUAUCAAAACCAAAGGAAGUCCAUGCUUUGUCUACUGGAGAUGCAGCCCAGACUGCCUUGCCUAUUGAAUGGAUUCUGUCACAUCUUAAGGGUGAAAUUCUAUUUAGUCUCACUGACUUAUCAUCAAGUAAAUUGAAGGUCUUUGGGAGGUUUUUUAAGAGAGAGUUUGACUCGCUCUAUAACAGAAAGGAAGUGCUUGCUGGGAUUGAAGGGAGUCAAAGCACAAAACACUUGAUCAAGUGCCUUUUGUAUCUGUCAGACCGCCCUGAGAUUAUAUCCAGCUGCAUGCCGUACGUGUUCAUGAAGCAUAUUGUUCCUGAUGGAAAACUGUACAUAAAGGAUAUUGUUAGGAUUCUGUACAAGGUAGGAGUGGCACCUUUCCUGCAAAGUGCAAACACGAUUGAUGACAUCAAAAGAUUCUUUAAUGAGUGCCGGGAGUCAGAAGAACUUCUUUCCCUUGUAGAGGCACUGGCACAAAAGAGUCCCCGUGGCAUUGCCAGACUUAUUUCUGAAGAAUAUUUGGUGUACGCAUGCAGCACACACCCAGAGAGAGCCCGCAGAUUGAUUGGGCUAUUGGAAGGGUGUGGCGUGAAUUCUGCAUCAUCUGAGGCAAUUAUUGCUCUGUACACAUCUUCAGAUCUCUCCCAGUACGACUCUCAAAACAAAGAGUAUACGUUCUUCCUGUAA